Messenger RNA from Mytilinidion resinicola, 3142 nucleotides. RefSeq lists its product as uncharacterized. NCBI's taxonomy places the organism in Eukaryota, Fungi, Ascomycota, Dothideomycetes, Mytilinidiales, Mytilinidiaceae. Bases 14 to 2770 code for a protein of 918 amino acids. Gene Ontology annotation, biological process: transmembrane transport. The record is from RefSeq and is a predicted model, not a curated record. The transcript has a single exon. Gene Ontology annotation, cellular component: membrane. Gene Ontology annotation, molecular function: ATP hydrolysis activity; ATP binding; ABC-type transporter activity.
CUUGGCCGUCACUAUGGCCUACACGGCUGAAGGCUUCAUUUACGUUCUCCACGCCCUUACCAACCAUGGCUGGUGGGCAUCUCAGGACUCCGUUCUGUAUAUCCUAGCGUCUGUUCUCGUAUGGGGGUGCAUAUAUUGCAUGCUUUACGAAUCGAAAAAUCCUGUCUGGUCACCAUACGUUGGCUCGUGGGUUCUCGGACUUGUCUUGGAGGUAGUAGUGUGCGGCCUGUCCAUUGCCGCCAAUCCUCCGACUAAUGACUUCGAAAACAUACAAUUGGCCUUGCAAACCAUCAGGAUCGCAUUCCUUAUUGUACUCUCUACAAAUGGAAUAUUGCUCGUAUUCCCUCCUGCGAAACCUGCCCCUCAAGGAGAUGCAGAACGGCAGCCGCUUCUCAACGGGAAUGGGACCGCUGAUGGCACAGACAGCGAGACCUUGUAUGGCACCACCCCUGCAACGUCAAAGAACGCCAGUGACGAUGAGGACGAGGAUGAGCCCGAAGACAGGAACAAGAAAAUCAAGGAGCAACAGCGCAAACGUCUCGAGGAGCAGGGAGGCUGGUUGGGAUAUCUGAAAGGCUUCUUGAUAUUCCUGCCAUACGUCUGGCCUUCCAAGAACCGGCGGAUGCAGCUCUACAUCUGCAUAAUUGCGUUUUGCAUCCUUGCAGAGCGAGCUCUCAAUGUUUUGAUCCCUCAACAGCUAGGUAUCAUUGUCAACAAGCUUACCGAUACCGAGGGGACCGGUGAAAUGCCAUGGAAAGAAAUCGGCCUCCUAAUGUUCUACAAAUUCUUGCUGUCGCGCGCUUGUUUGGACUCUCUGCAGAGCAUGCUUUCGAGCCGAUUAACAUACUGGUCAUUCCUUCGACUCACAAAGGUCGCCUUUGCCCACGUUAUGGGUCUUUCCAUGGAGUUCCACGACAAUAAAGAUUCCGGAGAGCUUAUCAAAUCGGUUGAUCAAGCGAGCUGCCUCAACUCGCUCGUCGAGUUAGUACUGUUCCAAACUGGUCCCGUCGUCAUCGACUUGUGGGUUGCCAUGGCAUAUGUCACAUACUUGUUCGAUAUCUACUUCGCUUUCAUUCUCGUGACCAUUGGGGUGGUUUAUACAUUCGUCACGUACAAGUUCACGAACUGGACAUCCAAAAUGCGACGCGUGUAUACCGAGAAAUCGAGAAACGAAAGCAAAGUGUUAUACGAGAAUGUCAGCAAUUGGCAAACAAUUUCCUACUUCAACCAAUUUGAUUACGAGUCAGAUCGGUUGGCAAAAGCAUGCAGCGAGCAGGCCAUGACAGGGCAGAAGUACAACGAUCUCUCGAACUUCAUGUUUGGCACUCAAGAAGUAGUCAUGCUUUUUGGGCAGCUAUCCAUCAGCUUUCUAGCAGCGUACCGCGUCUCCCAAGGAGAUCGACCGGUUGGAAACUUCGUUGCUCUUUCUAGCUAUUGGGCUACACUCUCAUACCCUCUUCAUAUGCUUGCGUACUCGUACAAAAAGCUUACCAUAGACCUCAUCGAUUCUGAACGCCUUCUACAGUUGCUCAACACAAAAUCUAAGGUGGUAGAGCGCGACGGAGCUCCAGAUCUAAAAAUCAACGGUGGUCGGGUGGCUUUUAAUGAAGUCAGCUUUGCUUACGAUGAGCGCAAAACCACCAUCAAGGACCUCACUUUUGUCGCGGAACCCGGCCAGACUGUAGCUUUGGUUGGAGAAACUGGAAGCGGGAAGUCUACCACUCUCAAACUUCUCUUCCGAUUCUACGAUAUCAGCGGAGGAAGUAUCACAAUCGACGGCCAAGAUAUUCGAGACGUCACUCUGGGCAGUCUAAGGGACGGGCUUGGCGUAGUGCCGCAGGACCCGAGUCUGUUCAACAUAUCAAUCCUGGAAAACGUAAGAUACGCUCGACUGGAUGCUACGGACGAGGAGGUCUACGAAGCUUGCAAGGCAGCGUCUAUUCACGAGAAGAUUCUGACCUUCCCAGACGGCUACAAGACCAAGGUUGGGGAGCGUGGAGUGAAGUUGUCCGGUGGAGAGCUUCAAAGAGUCUCCAUUGCACGAGUUUUCUUGAAGAACCCGAAAAUCGUUCUACUAGAUGAGGCCACAUCGGCAAUCGACUCUUCAACUGAAUCGCAGAUCCAGGAGUCAUUCCGAAAGCUUAGCACUGGACGGACUACAUUCAUAAUCGCCCAUCGGCUUUCUACAAUCAUGGACGCUGAUUGUAUUCUGGUCGUGGAUAAGGGUGAGAUCGUCGAACGCGGCACACACCAGGAGCUUCUGGAUCUCGGCGGAAACUAUGUCAACCUCUGGAAUAAGCAAAGCGCGAAGAAGAAUAAGAGUGGUGGGAGCUCAGUGACUGAGGCCGGCGAACAGGAGGUGCUGAUCCCAGAUCUCCUAGAAAGCACACUCCCUCCGCAAGCUGCCACCUUAGAUGGUGUCACGGACGGAUCUAGUCUUCUAGACCAGGAUGUCAACGAAUGCAUUGAUCAACUUGAUGGCCACAGUGGAAGCAAGCAAAUGCUAGGCUCAAAUCCUAGGCAUAAGACUGAGAAGCCAUCUAGCAUCAAGUCUUGUUUCAAGGACGACGAGCUCUCGAGCGACGAUGACGCAGACGACGAGACCGGUGCCGCUGGAGAUGCCGCAAUUCUCAACGCGCCUUUGACGGAACUCACGCCUCGGCCGACAGAAACAGCACUACCGUCUAUAGCCAAGGUGUCAAAAGGCAAAGGAAAGAAGGUAGAGAGCGCAGAGAGGAAAGAUGGGCCAUCAGCAGACAAGAAGCCUUAGCGAUGGCCCGGAGACAUCAAAGUAGAUGAAGCUGGUCAACACAUUGAAUACGUUACAGCGAACUUCCGGGGAUAUGCUUUCCAGGCCGAAUGUGAUACGUGGACAUCGCUUUAUGUCCUGUCCGAUGAAUACACGACCUUUUACGAGUUAUGGCGUUCAUGAGUCCGGCAUCAAUUGAGAAUGGGCAUAUAUUACUAUUUGGGCACUGUUCUUAAUAGCGGGAUUACCUCUUCUACUAAGGCAAUGGCAUCCAGGUGGCAGUGUUGAUGCAUUUCUAGCGAAUCUUAGACUAGUUUAGGCAAAUAUACGCAUGUCUUUUAUGGAUUAAGGAUAUUCAAUAGAGUUAGAAUUCGGACGAAUAUUGAGAUUGAC